AUGUCGACCACGACGUCGGAGAGCCGUCUCAUCUAUAAGCUGCCAGUGGAAAUUUGGGCAGAAAUCUUCGGCUCUCUUUUCAAUUAUCUAUCUGCCCAAGACGACACCGGAGUAGGCGCGAUCGAGGAUCUUGGCCAAUUUGAGACGAAAAUGCCCCUUUUCCUGCGAUUAGGCGUUGAAAGGACACAUCUCUUGCUCACCUGUCGCUACUUUCGAGACAUUUUGCAACCCCCACGGAAUCAACUCACCAUCCUCGAAUACAGGGACGGAGAAUCGCCAGCGAUCACAGUCACAACGACACAAACCGGGCAUUCAGUUUAUGAUACGGAACGUCUCGAGGCCUCUGCUCCUAUAGAUCAUGGUUCAAACACUCUCGGUCCCGUCCCAUGGCCACCCGGCUGGUCCACACAAUCCUGGCAAUCCCUAAAGUCCCUCGUACUCAACUCGGGGUUUCCCUUCGAUCCCAUCCCCAUACUCUCCCGAGCUCCAAAUUUACGACUAUUGGGCUGUGGGCUGCGAACCGACCGUAUAGACACCGGUGACAUGUACCCGGUCUUGCUUCAUCCCCAACUCAAUCAACUUACUCACCUCUCUCUGUAUCCAGCCAAGACGCUGGCCAUCAAUGUGCCGCUUCCAGAGCUCACACUCCCAUCUCUCACGGUCCUUCAAUUUGAGCUUACGAUGCACGAUUUAUAUGCACCUGCUCCAGAGGAGCUCAUCCCCUGGACGCUUCCUUCUCUAAGGACACUUGCUUUGAGGGGCAAGGUCGACAUAGUCGUCUGUCAACAGUUGCAGCCAUUCCUCGAUCGACACGCGUCCAUUGUCAUCAAUCUUGCUAAUGAUCUUACCUGCUGGGACCAUAUUAGGCCUCUGUACCUGGUAAUACUUCACUUCCAGCAGCUACAGGUGUACAGCGUUGAGGUGGGAUCAAUCCUUGGACGUGGACUACAUAAUAUUCCGAGUACACUCCCUCCUCAAAUGCACGGCGAAUCCCCCAUUUUACUUCUUACGGGGAUCUGCGAUCCUUGCAAUAUAAUACUCAAGCGCUCUGCUUUUGAGUCGACCCCAAGUCGUAUAAUCAAUAAAUUUAGGGUGCUCACUCGUGUCAUGCUGGACGAACCAUGGCAAGAUAUCCGAGUCGCCCUAGGCCGAAACCAAAAGCACGCCAUUGACUUCAAAACCAAGAUUACGGCCCUUCUGAAUGGAUUUCAAGACCUUGGAGCUGCGGUUGUAGACAGGCAUGGUGUUGAAAUGCCUCGGGCGACGGCCGAUUGGUUGGACUCUGGGGUGGGGGAUCAAUGCUAA
Serendipita indica DSM 11827 is the source of this 1305-nucleotide messenger RNA. Lineage: Eukaryota; Fungi; Basidiomycota; Agaricomycetes; Sebacinales; Serendipitaceae. The record is from the annotation of a GenBank genome assembly.